Molecule: messenger RNA, 1644 nt
Organism: Nematolebias whitei (Rio pearlfish)
Lineage: Eukaryota; Metazoa; Chordata; Actinopteri; Cyprinodontiformes; Rivulidae
Exons: 1
Coding region: 1-1644 (547 amino acids)
Molecular function (GO): GTP binding
Source: RefSeq, a predicted model, not a curated record
AUGAAACGAUUCUUUGCCCCAUUAUCAGACAAAGCCAAAAGGCUUUCUGAGGCUGUUAAAGUUAAAAGCAGCUUGGUGAAACCAAAUACAGGGCCUCUCUCUUCUUAUAAAAUUCCCCUGGAUGAAAAAGAAAUCUAUAUAAAAGGGUGCAAAUAUUUCAGUUUUGGGAAAGAAAACACAAAUUCCAACCGAACCAUCAUGGUUCUUGGAGUCACUGGUGCUGGGAAGUCAACUCUGAUCAACGGGAUGAUAAAUUACAUCCUGGGUGUCCAAUGGAACGAUUCGUAUCGGUUCAAGUUGGUGCAUGAAGGUCAGUCCACGUCACAGGCUCACAGUCAGACAUCUGAAGUCACGGUGUACAAACUCUACCACCAGGAUGGGUUUUUGGUCCCCUUCUCUCUGACUAUUGUGGACACUCCAGGGUUUGGAGACACCAGAGGAAUAGAACGAGACGGAGAGAUCAUUGAGCAGCUACGUAGCCUCUUCUCUUCACAGAAUGGUGUCAGUGAAAUUGAUGCUGUGUGUUUUGUAGCUCAAGCAGCUUUAGCUCGACUCACAUCAACACAGAAAUAUGUGUUUGAUUCAAUCCUUUCAAUCUUUGGCAAAGAUGUGGCGGAAAACAUCAGGAUUAUGGUGACGUUUGCAGAUGGUCAGCUGCCUCCAGUUCUAGAAGGAAUCAAUGCAUCAGAUGUCCCAUGUCCUAAAACCAACGGGCUGCCGGUUCACUUCAAGUUUAACAACUCAGCUCUGUAUGCAGACAACAAAGCUGCUUCAACCAGCAGCAUUGAUGAGGAUGAUGAAGAUGAAAAGUUUGAUCAGAUGUUUUGGAACAUGGGAACAAAAAGCAUGAAGAGUUUUUUUUUUGCUCUAAACCAAAUGAAAACCAAAAGUUUGAUCCUGACAAAGGAGGUCCUGAGAGAGAGACAGCAGCUGGAGAAUUAUAUUGAGUCUUUGCAGAAGGAGUUUAAACUGGGUUUAGACAAAAUGGAAGAAAUAAGAGAGACGAGGCAACAAAUCAAAGAUCACGAAUCAGAGAUCAGCAGAAACGAGAAGUUUCAGUUUAAUGUCACUGUCAAAAAGGCCAUUCAAACUGUUGUCACUGGUUCUAGACACUUCAUCACCAACUGUCAGCAGUGUUCUUUCACCUGUCAUGAUUUUUGUGCAUAUGCUGAUGAUAAAGAUAAAAUACACUGUGUUGCAAUGAAGAAGAAUGGAUACUGUAUGGUGUGUCCAGGGAAAUGUUUCUGGAAUGUACAUUUUAAUCAGAAGUAUAAGUGGGAUUAUCGAGAUGUCACAGAAACAAAAACAAUAAAAGAGCUGAAAGAAAAAUACCAGAAAGCCACCGGAUUGAAGAUGACUGUUCAGGGCGUGCUGGACCAACUGCAGACUGACUAUAAACGUAUGGAGGAAAAGGUGGGGAGACUGACAGUAGAGUCUGCAAAGUGUCUGAACAGACUGAAAGAAAUCGCCCUGAAGCCCAAUCCUCUCUCUGCUCCUGAGUACAUCGACCUGUUGAUUGAAGGAGAGAAACAGGAGGGAGCACCAGGCUGGAAGACACGAGUCGACGCUCUGAUGAAGAUAAGAAAAAAGGCUGAGCUAUUGGCACAAGUGGAGAAAGGAGAGAAGCCACUGAAACAUAUCUAA